AACGAAAGAGAAAGACGUCUUCUUUUGAAAAAUGUGUGACAUCAACAUGUACAUCAUUGAGUAAAAGAUGAAUACCAAGUGUUCCUGAAUUGUGGGCAGUCAUGGAGGAAAAACAUAAAGUCCUGCUCCGCGCCAAACGCCUGGAGAUUACAAGUGAUCUGCGGUUCAGGGACAUUCGGCGACGCCUUUUGGACAGCGGAAUUCUCAAUGGUGAGAACUUUGAUGAGAUUGAAAAUCAGCAAACUCGUGAAGACCAAGCUAAAUCCUUGUUAGACAUUCUUCCUACCAGAGGACCGAAUGCAUUUGGUGUGUUUCGAGAUGCUCUGAGGCACCGUUAUCCACAUUUAGCACGGAUAUUGAACGACGAAGGCCAACAGGGACAACCUGAAGCGCCCCGUGUAUUCAUCAUUCACGCAGGAGAAGACAAAGAAUCAGUUGUCCGCCCUUUGGUCGCCACGCUUCAACAACAAGGGUUGGCGGAGAAGGACAUAUUUUUCGAUGACGUUUCCAUCAAACCGGGUGAAGUUAUUAGGGACAGAAUAAUCUCGACCUUAUCAAGUCAAAGUUUAGAACUUGCUGUCGUUGUCGUCAGCACAUCAUUCCUGAACAAACCCUACUGGCCUAAACUGGAGUACGAAACGUGUCUGAAAAACAACAAACGGAUAUUCCCAAUUUGGGUAGAUGCUAACGAGGACAAAUUCAAGGCCUUCAGUGAGUUAGUCGGGAAAUACUCUCCCACACUGAAACAGAUGAGUGCAAGGCGUGUACAGAGAGAUGAUGUUACUGACGAGCUGACAAACAUCGCUGCAGAAGUCGUUCAGCGACUUUCUACGUUGAGAAGUGGCACACCUCAGCCUGCAGCAAUCCAAACACUUGUGUACUUGACACCCUCGAAUUCUCCAUCACCAAGCGAUUCUGGAUCAUCGGACGAAGAAACCAGAACCACUGACCAAGACAUGCAAGCGACAGGUGUCAGUAACGAACAAUGGGUAGAAGACAGACUCAAGGAUGAAAAGGCGAGGCAGUUAGAUUUGCUCGGCAAAUUGGGAAGCAUCCAGCUAGGUUUGUUGAGGGAAGCAGAAGGCCUUCUGUCCAAGGAAGAGACAGAAAAGCACACGAAAGAGGUUCUGACACAAUUACUUAAAUCAGGGAUAGAUAUUCUUAAAACCAAGAUGGGUUGUGCAAUCCUUCACCUGCUGCCAAUCAAUCAAUCAUCUUUGGACUCGUUCUGGGCAGCUUACAUGUCUGGACAGCUCAGUGCUGUCUUGACAGAACGCCUUAUCACUGACGAGAUGCGAAGAUUUGCCGGCCAAGACUUGGCGGUGCGGGUCAUCAUGCUGGAAGAGCAGUACCGGCAGUGGUCAGAAUAUUUCAAAGCAAGAGACAUGGCACAGACAGUCCAGGACUUUCAGAGUCUCACCAUAACACCUGCAGCUUCCUGGACACCCCCUGCUGUGAGCCAUUCCACGUGGGAAAGCUAUGCGGAAGAGUACCUAGCUGCCGACCCUGAACAGGUCAAACUACUGUUAGACAGUGCAUGGAGAGAUCCUGUAGUAGAACUUGUUGUAUUGAUCCCUUUCUUCUGGCCACAUAUUAUCACCUAUUGGCUAGAGAGAAAUCAUAUAUUCCCCCGAACCCUCACAGAGCUCUUGCAGUAUUCUCUAUGCAAACAUUUUGCAAUGGAAACUGGUAUUGUUUCAGAACAACAAUGUGCUUCUUUUUCUGAAUCUAUAGCUGAAUCCCUGAUAUCGUUAGGAUCAAAAGGUAUGGGCAGCAUUGUGGAAAGAAACUGCAGAGAGAUAGAUCUUAGUGCAGAUGACAGAAAUAGUCUUGACCGUGAAGUCUUUGGCCUGCUCAAACUGACUGAAACUAAAGGGUACACCUUUGUUAACACGUUCCUACAUGACUACUGUGUAGCACUGUACAUCAAGAAUGCCAUAGACAAAGUAACAGACACGGCUGUACUUCAGCAAUUGGUACAGAAUGCAGGCAGGAUGCCACUUGUUUGUUUCUUCGUGAGUGGGCUUUUAAGUGACAGGGCUGGUGACUUUCUGUCAGCUUUGGUAAAUGAUGGCGAGUUUAGUAGCCCAUUUGAGAAGGUAGAGACUUGCUUGAUAGCAUUGGCAGAGACAAAUCAUGUACAGAGUUUGUAUCUUUGUAUUGAAUCUGUCUUUGACGGAAAUGUUUUGGAUGUUUCUUCGGAAAAUAUCCUCUCCCUCUUGUUCUCCUCAGCAGCUAUCAGAUUUAUCAACCAGUCUCAUGUGGUUCAGUCUGUCCGACUUUGUGAUCGAAGCAAACUGAAAAAAGUGGAGUCAACGAUUUUGAGCGAAUUGGAAACCAAUCCAGAUGAAGAGUCUGUUUUGUUGGGCAGUGAUUUGUGGUCUAAUGUCUCUGACAGAAAGUUCAUUCUGCUACUCCUACAGUGUAUUCCUCUGUUAUCUGCAGUGAAGAAAGCAGGAAGUAAAAGUGAAGAACCGAUGAUGUCUAAAAUCCCUCUACAAAGACUUAGAAUUACAAUGUUUUCAUCCGGCACAAUCAACAAUAAUCAGCUGUUUCAGCUGAUACAAGCUAUGAAGCAUAUGGUUUCUCUCACGUAUUUGGACCUGAGGUGUAACCAUGUUCAUGAUGAUCUUAUCCACCACAUUUCUCCAAGUACAAAAUACUGCAGUACAUCCAAACUUACACCUAGUCCAGUAAUGAUGCUAAUGUCAAGCCUGCCCCGUCUUGGACGAUUACAGGAUCUAGAAUUUGAUGAUUGUACUUUUCUAUCAGCUGCUGAAGUCAGUGCCAUGUGUGACAGCAUUAAGGGCUCAUGGUCGUUGGUCAAGCUCAAUAUAACUGUGCUGCCGGCUGAAUGGAAUGAUAUGAUGGGUGCUGCAAUAGGAAAGCUCUUCCUCAGGCUACCUACUCUAAAGGAUCUUGUGAUAAGUAAUGGUCGUAGUGAAUCAGGCACAGCUCUUUCUCAUGCUGUGACGCACCUUGGUGCACUUAGAAAGUUACAAAAACUAGACAUACGAGUGAAAAUGUCAGAUGAUGAGGCAAAGGCACUCGCCGUCAGUCUUCAACAUUCAGAAUGCCUUGAGGAGUUUCAGCUGUGGAACUGUGGAAUAAACGACACAAGAUGCACUGCCAUAGCAAAGGCAUUUGUAAACAUGGGGUCACUGAAAACACUAGAUCUAUGUUUAAACCAAUUUUCUGUAUUUGGUGCAAAAUCAUUCGCUACCAAUGUUGGUCAUCUGUCCUGUUUGGAAGAACUUGAUCUGAGUUUUAACAAGUUGUCAGCUGAUGGAUGUAUUGUGAUUACAGAGGCUUUUCACAAGAUGAGGUCAAUCAAACGUUUGCGCCUAGAUGGUAACAACAUUUCUGUAUCUGGUGCAAAAUCAUUUGCUUCACAUGUUGGUAAUCUGGUCUGUUUGGAAGACCUUUAUCUGAGUUCUAAUAAGUUGUCAGGUGAUGGGGUCAUUCUGAUUGCAGAGGCUUUUCACAAGAUGAGGUCAAUCAAACGUUUGCACCUAGAUAGCAACAGAAUUUCUAUACCUGGUGCAAAAUCAUUCGCUGCCCAUGUUGGUAAUCUGGUCUGUUUGGAAGACCUUUAUCUGAGUUCUAAUAAGUUGUCAGAUGAUGGGGUCAUUUUAAUUGCAGAGGCUUUUCACAAGAUGAAGUCAGUGAGACACCUCGAUCUGUCUGACAAUGGUAUCUCUGAUAGAGGUGGUACAGUUCUGAUGGGAAAGAUAAGUUUCCUCACAAACUUACAUCGGAUAGACUUGCAUGGCAAUAGGAUGACUGAUGCUGUUGCUCAGCUUGUAGUUGAUACUGUGAAGGGAAUGGAGGGACUAUGGCAUGUUGAUCUUAGCCACAAUUGCUUCAGUGAUGAGGGUGUUGAGAUACUGAAACAAUGUGAUGAUCACAUUCGGUCUGAUGAUCAACAUCCAGAAUGGUACUUACACAGCCUGGAUUCACUAGAGAGUAAGACACUGUUUCAUAAGGGGACUGAGGGUCAGACAAGAAGUUUAUCCAAGCCUUCUGCACCAUACGGAGUAGAAAGCAGAACUAAAGUGAUGAAAGUUAAACAUAAAUUCCAUACUGUAGCUCCUGCAGGAUCUAUGCAAGAAGAGGCUGAGGUAGCUGAGACAAGUAAGAGCACUAAAAGUUAAGUACACAGGUAGCUGGAAGAAAAGGAUAUAAUUUACAAGUAUAAGUAACAUUGUUGACUUUGCAAAUUCUUUCUGAUUGUAUGUCAUCUUUGUAUGAUGUACAUACUUUUAGGUAACUAUGUCUUGUAUCUACAUGUACAUAUAUGCAGCUCAUUUUGUUAUAUUUUUGUUACACAAAUGUGUUAAUUAUACAUAUAUAUUAUAUCCAUAGUAAGAACAUGUUUAUAAAAACUGCCAUGUAGAUAUUGGAAUUCGAAUCUCUGAUCAAGUAUAUUUUCAAUGCAAUUUUCUAGUUUUCCUUUAGAAGAUUGAUGUUAUUAGAACUUUGCUUUAGAACAACAAUGUCUAGUCAAAGUGAGGUUUCUUGAACAUAUAAUGAAAGAUAUGGCAACAAGCAUUGAAAAAAAAUGUUCUGCAGUACUAGUAACGAUAUACCCCUUAUGUUAUGCAAUGUACAUCUAUAGAGAGGAAAUUAUAUUUAGUUUCACUUAGACUGUAAAGAUCUUCCUCAAACAAAGUAGAAAUAGCAUACAAAAUCAUUUACAUGACCAUUUAUUGCUCACAAUGCCAAACGUGAUGACAAAAGUAAGUCUCCUUGAUCCGAAUCUUCAUGACCUCUUUAAUGA
Branchiostoma floridae (Florida lancelet) is the source of this 4780-nucleotide messenger RNA. RefSeq lists its product as uncharacterized. The record is from RefSeq and is a predicted model, not a curated record. Bases 102 to 4154 code for a protein of 1350 amino acids. The transcript is spliced from 4 exons. NCBI's taxonomy places the organism in Eukaryota, Metazoa, Chordata, Leptocardii, Amphioxiformes, Branchiostomatidae. Gene Ontology annotation, biological process: regulation of apoptotic process; signal transduction. Gene Ontology annotation, molecular function: death domain binding; protease binding.